GUGCCCUACCCUCGCAUCCACUUCCCUCUGGCCACCUACGCCCCAGUUAUCUCCGCAGAGAAGGCCUAUCACGAGCAGCUGUCAGUCGCUGAGAUCACCAACGCCUGCUUUGAACCGGCCAAUCAAAUGGUGAAAUGUGACCCUCGGCACGGCAAAUACAUGGCCUGCUGUCUGCUAUUCCGUGGCGACGUGGUGCCCAAAGACGUUAACUCGGCCAUCGCCACCAUCAAAACCAAGCGCACCAUCCAGUUUGUGG
This is a messenger RNA of Plectropomus leopardus (leopard coralgrouper), 256 nucleotides long. Lineage: Eukaryota; Metazoa; Chordata; Actinopteri; Perciformes; Serranidae. The record is from RefSeq and is a predicted model, not a curated record.